AUGGAAAUGAAUAAAAUACUUGAUAAAUAGUAACUCAAUAUCCAUGCAAGUACCACUCUUGUUGAAAGUAAACCUCCAAAUAAUGACAUUUCGAGUAUUAUUAAAGGUGAAGGAGAUAAAAGCAAGCGAAUUGGAGAAAAAGCAAAUCAUAGAAAACUUAUUUACUCAAAAACGGGAAAUCAAAGCUUUGAUCAGGAUAAAUUUAAUUAGAUUAUUAUGGGGACUUUAAAUGAUGGAAAUAAACAAAGUUUUAAUAAAGGAAUACAAGGUAUUAAUGAUACUAUCAAUAAUGUUUCCAUAAACUCAACUAAUGAAUACUUGAGAGCAACUCCUAACAUUAAGCAAAGUUCUUUUAAGCAAAAACAAGGUAGCAUUAAAAAGAAGGCUCUUUAGAAAUCAGCAUCAAGAGCUUCUCAGAUCUCUCUUAAAACUAUAAACCCCAGAUUUUCCAGACCUCAGAAAACUUAUCAAUAAUUAAGCAGCAACCAACUCAGAAAUUAAUCAAAUGAUAAUAUUGGCAUUUCAAACUCAUAAUCUAAAAAUAUCUCACUCUAGCAUGAAAAUCCCUUGCAAUUAUUUAGUGAUUGGGGUAUUAUGAAGUUUGGAGAAGGAUAAAAGGGUUGGGAAUUAAUAGGGUCCAUAGUAAGAGCAAGCAAAAAGGGAAACAGAGUUUGGGAAUUAGUUGAUAAAAUAAAUCAAGUUAAGGAUCAGUACUAGUGUAUAAUAGAAUAAGCAAAUAGAGUUAACGAAAAAAUGUAGAAAAAGCAUAAAAAGUUCAAUGAUCAAAAUUCAAUGAAUAUGACUACGUUAAAUGUCAUUCCUUAAACUUAUAGCAGCCUCUAUAGGAAAUAAAUUAGAUUUGAUGAUUAGAAUUUGGCUGACGGGAGAUAGAGAAACAUGAAUUAAAUAAGAAAAAAGGAUAACUUAGUCCCAAAAGCAGUCAGAAAAUUAAACAAGCUUAAGCAAGAAAUGAACGAGUUUAAUGAUGAAUAUUCUAAACUCUUGGGAACAACAAAAAGACUAAUGAAUAUGUGCAAAAGUUAAGGAGGUAAAAGAAGAUAAAAAAUUACUGAUACUUCUUAAAACACUAAUUCGAACCCUUAAACCACCUCAAGAGAAGUUAAUAUUGACCCAUUCAAAGCUGAAACUCUUAAUAUAAACUCAAUGGAAACUUCAUUUUUUAAAUAGAACCAUACGGCUCAUGGUUACAGAAACAGUGGUUUAUAUUAGAACGGGGACUAUCACAAUAAUAAUUACAGCGCUUUGAUGCAAAAUAAUAACACUUAGUUAUUGAAAUCCUAUAUGGGUUUUAACAGUUCUAUCUUCAAAGAAAGAUAAGACGAGAUAAAAACACUGAUUUCUUUGGAAUUAGAGCAAUUCAAAAAUAUUAAUUUAGACUUAAAGAAAAAGAACUCCUAUUAGCCGCCUAAUGCUGAUGAACUCCUCGAUCACAUCAAAGAAAAAAUUUAGGUGGUCAAGGGAAGUUAAGAGAACCUUCAAUCUGAUCCUAAGAAAAUCCAGUAGCAUAAACUUCAAGUGAUGCAUCAUGACUUUGAUAUUAAAAUAGAUAGAUUUACUGAGAUAUUAAAAAUGAGAGCAAAGUAAAGUUUAGAAUAAUCAUUGCAAAAUAACAGCUUGACUACUUAAUAGCAAUUAAUACUUAGCUAAAUGACUCAAAAAUCUUAAAUAGAGCAAAUUCUAGAUACUCAUUCAACUUAGAGACUAGAAGAACUAAAAAUGCAAAGAAAUAACAAAAGUUCUGAAUCAAUGAGGGUAGCCACAUUCGAUAGGAGAAGUUCUCACCAAUAAAGUAUAAAAAUCUCUAAAAAUAUGAUAUCUGAAGAAAAUUCCGAUAUCGAUAAUAAUCUAGAAAAAAGUAUGGAGGAAAUGAGGAAAAAUUUUGAGAAAAAGAAGUCAAUUUCAUCUCACAAUAGAAAAAAUACAGCAAGUCCUCAACUGAAGGUAAAGCAGCUAUAUUUAGAUAAAAUCAUUUCGGAUAUUGAAGCUUAGCAAUAAUCUCCUCGGAAAAAAGAAUUCAAAGUAGCUGCUAUUUCAAAAAAUUACCAACUAGAUAAUCCAGAGACUUUGAUCCUUCCCACUCCAAGGCAGAAACAGUUGUCGAAUAGAGCAUAAUUUUUGCUACGUAUGAGAAAAUAGUUUGAAAAAACAUCCCAUAGGCUAAGUGAAAAUCCAAUGAAUCCAGUUAAAACUGCGAUUGAUACUAAAUAAAUCUUUAAGAUUUGCAAAAGAAAUAGUGGAUCUUAAAAUGAGAUAGAGACAAAUAAUAGUUCAGAUCAGCCUUUAAGUAAAAGAAUCAAUUAAAAUAAGGAAGAAAUUAAAUAACCAUCUUUAAAAAUAAGUCAUUAUAAGAAAUUUGUAACAAAUAAUAACGAUUAUAUGAAUAAAUUACUAAGUCAGAGAGCUCUAAGUAGUAGCAAUGAAAAAAGAAGCAUCAAUGAAAAUCAUAAUGUGAUCCAGUCAUAACCUCAUUCUCCUUAGCAAUCUAUGAUGUUUUCAUUUUCACCUAUUAGCAAAAUAUCAGGAGGUCAUAUAGGGAUGGGCUAUUUAGGAAGCGCUUAAGAUUAGUCCAGAAUUUAGUCUAAAUCAAACUCUAAGGGAAGAGAAUUUUUAUUCAAUAAUGAAAAUAUCAACAGCGUGAGCUAAAGAUAUUCUCGAGAACUUGAAAAAUAUAGAUGGCAAAGAUAAGUAUAUUAAAAUAAUAGAUUGAGUCUAUGA
Stylonychia lemnae is the source of this 2736-nucleotide messenger RNA. The record is from the annotation of a GenBank genome assembly. NCBI's taxonomy places the organism in Eukaryota, Ciliophora, Spirotrichea, Sporadotrichida, Oxytrichidae.